AUGAUGAAUGGGUCUGACCUCAGCAGCACGACGGGAUCCAGUCCCAAAUCCAAAGAGGACCAAGUGGUGAACGGCCACGAUGAGAAGGAGAACAACCCCUUUGCAGAGUACAUGUGGAUGGAGAACGAAGAAGACUUCAACAGACAGGUGGAGGAGGAGCUGCAGGAGCAGGAGUUCCUCGACCGCUGCUUCCAGGAGAUGCUGGAGGAAGAGGACCAGGACUGGUUCAUCCCAUCGCGGGACCUGCCCCAGGGCAUGGGGCAGCUGCAGCAGCAGCUCAACGGGCUCUCGGUGUGUGAUGGCCACAGUUCAGAGGACAUCCUGAGCAAAAGCAACUUGAAUCCAGAUGCCAAGGAGUUUGUGCCCGGCGUGAAGUACUGA
Molecule: messenger RNA, 381 nt
Organism: Nestor notabilis (Kea)
Lineage: Eukaryota; Metazoa; Chordata; Aves; Psittaciformes; Psittacidae
Gene: PAIP2B
Product: poly(A) binding protein interacting protein 2B
Exons: 3
Coding region: 1-381 (126 amino acids)
Biological process (GO): negative regulation of translational initiation
Cellular component (GO): cytoplasm
Molecular function (GO): mRNA regulatory element binding translation repressor activity
Source: RefSeq, a predicted model, not a curated record